AUGACAGGAACUUCCGGUGCACGUGCCACCGCCAAAGCCGCUCCAAAGACCGACCAGCGCGGGCUCACGGCCGAGCAAACGCAGGAGAUCCGCGAGGCGUUCGACCUCUUUGACUCAACCGGCAGCGGAAGGAUCAAUAGCAGUGAACUGAAGGUGGUCAUGCGUGCGCUGGGCUUUGAGCCCACGAAGGAGGAGAUCCAGACGCUGAUUACGGACACUUUGAAGCCGGACAGCAGUGGCACUAUUGGCUACCCUGAGUUCCUCGCGAUAAUGACGUCUAGAAUGACCGAUCGAGACCCACGCGAGGAGAUUCGCAAGGCAUUUCGUCUAUUUGACAGCCACAAGACGGGAAAAAUCUCGUUUGCUGACUUGAAGCGUGUGGCGACGGAGCUGGGGGAGACCAUGAUGGACGAAGAAUUACAAGAGAUGAUUGACGAGGCGGACUGUGACGGGGACGGCGAGAUUAGCGAGGACGAGUUUUUACGUAUUAUGAGCAAAACCAGUUGUUAUUGA
Peronospora matthiolae is the source of this 513-nucleotide messenger RNA. Lineage: Eukaryota; Oomycota; Peronosporomycetes; Peronosporales; Peronosporaceae. The record is from the annotation of a GenBank genome assembly.